This is a messenger RNA of Peniophora sp. CBMAI 1063, 2019 nucleotides long. The record is from the annotation of a GenBank genome assembly. NCBI's taxonomy places the organism in Eukaryota, Fungi, Basidiomycota, Agaricomycetes, Russulales, Peniophoraceae.
AUGGCACCUCUGAUGCCUUCCGAAGACCCCAACUCUCCUAAAACACGGCUUCUUACGCUGCUGAACGUCUCUGCCUCGCGCAGUAAUAAGAAGCGCUGUAUCGACGCGGUACUCCAACCUGAGGAGAGUGGGCCACGAAAAAAAUUGAAUGCGAGGAAGACUGCUGCUGUAGUCGAAGAGAAGACGACUCAGGAUGUAGAGGAGGAGAGAAAGAGUGAGAAAGGGGAGAGCGAGAGUGAAGAUGAAGAGGACCAGGCUCAAGGCACGGAGGUUUCCGAUACUGAUUCGGCUUAUAAAUUCCACUUCGGGCCUUCACCCUCUAUACUGACCGACCCCGCACGGACGUCGACGCUCGAGCGCACAUGGACGACCACAACUCAAACUUACGGCGCGCUCGGCCAAUUUGCAUCCUCAAUGCCCUCCACUGCGAGUUCUACUGGAUCAUCCUUCGAUGACGCUACUGCCUCAGAAAGGUUACAUGCCCGCCUUCGCCCUACAUGGUCCAACCACUUGUCCAAUUUACCGCCGAAAAGUCGCUCUCAACAUUCAUCUGCGCUCGGAUUAUUGGCGAGCAGGGAAGACGUGUACCACCCGCACCUUGCCGGAAACGUCGUGUUACACGAGACUUGGAGGAGAAGCGCCGCGGCACAUGGCCUAGACCAUGUGCUGAAGAAGAGCGACAUCGUACUAGCGAAUAACAAGAAGCUGAAGGCACGGGAGGAGAAGUUGAAGAAGGGAAGCAAGAAAGGCGAUGCGAAGGAUGUAGAGAAGGAUGAUGCGGCGAAGGGGAAGGAUGCCGUGGAGGAGGAGGAGAUAGAGCCCGACCAAGGCUUCACGCGUCCAGCCUUGCUCAUUCUUACGCCCUUCCGCGCGCAAGCGUUGAAGUGGCUCUCCACGCUUUCAUCUUCCCUCCCUGGCAAGAUUGAAGGCGAAGAUCGAUAUAAGAGAGAGUUCGGACUUCCAGAGGGCGCGAGCGAUAAGUUGAAGGAUGCGCCGAGAGGGACGUACGCAGAAGACCAUGUUGAGAUGUUGAGUGGGAAUGUAGACGAUAGCUUCCGCCUGGGUCUACGUCUCACCAAACGUGGGAUGAAGGCCUUCACCGAAUUCUACUCUUCUGACAUCCUCAUCGCUUCUCCCCUUGGUCUCCGCCUCGCUAUCGAGAAAGCCAAGAACCAUGACUUCCUGAGCAGCAUCGAGCUCUGCGUGCUCGACCAAACGGACGUGAUGCGCAUGCAGAACUGGGAACACGUUCAGUUCGUCAUGUCCAAGCUCAACGAGCUGCCCAAGGAGAGCCAUGAGACGGAUUUCGGGCGUGUCAAGCCUUGGUACCUGGACGGACAUGCUGCACACCUCCGUCAGACUAUCAUUCUCUCUCGACACGAAACCCCCGAGAUGCGCGCGCUGUAUAAUAAGACGCUCAAGAACGUGGCUGGGAAAGUUCGCGCUGUGAAGAGGUACAGUGCGGUCAGAGUGCCUGAGGGCGUCGAUACACAAUUCUUGGCACUGCCGCCGUCUUCAUCUACUACGAACCCUGUGAGCGAGCCGGACGCGAGGUUCAACUUCGUCACGACGCAGGUCCUCCCGACAAUGCUCAAGAGUGCAGUCCAAUCCUCCGGCGCGUGCGUCGUCGUGCCCGACUCCUUGGACUUCGUGAGGGUACAGAACUGGUUCAGGAAACAAGAGCUCAGUCACGCUACACUCUCAGAGUACGCAACCGGCCCCGAGAUCUCUCGCGCACGACAAGCGUUCUUCGCGGGGAAGAAGAACUGGUUGGUCGUCAGCGAGCGAUUCUGGUUCUACCACAGGUACACGUUGAGAGGGAUCCGGCACCUGCUGUUCUACGCCCCGCCCGCGCAUCCACAGUGUUAUGCCGAGUUCGUGGCUUACCCGUUCUCUGAUAAGGAUGUCCAACCUGAGGAUGUGACAGUCCGCCUCGUCGCGGGUAGGCUCGACGCGCUCGCGCUGGAAAGGAUCGUAGGGAGUAAGGCAGUUGGAGGGCUUAUUAGUGGGGCGCGAUGA